AUGGGUGAAGCAGCAGUACCGCCUGAGCUAGACACCGCUGCAGCAGCAAAGAUGGCUCAGACAAACCCUCUGCCUGUCCCCAUGGGCCCAUGGAAGAUCACUGUGUACGACCAAGAAAACUUCCAGGGCAAGAGGAUGGAGUUCACUUCAGCCUGUCCAAACAUCAUGGAGUGCGGCUUCGACAACAUCCGCUCGCUGAAGGUGGAGUGCGGCGCCUGGGUCGGUUAUGAGCACACCGGCUUCUGCGGGCAGCAGUUCAUCCUGGAGAGGGGAGAAUACCCGCGCUGGGACGCCUGGAGCGGCAGCAACGCCUACCACAUCGAGCGCCUGAUGUCCUUCCGCCCCGUCUGCUCUGCUAAUCACAAAGAAUCCAAGAUCACCCUCUUUGAGAAGGACAACUUCAUCGGCCGCCAGUGGGAGAUCAGUGACGAUUACCCCUCGCUGCAGGCCAUGGGCUGGGCCAACAACGAAGUGGGCUCCAUGAAGAUCCAGUGCGGCGCCUGGGUUUGCUACCAGUAUCCCGGGUACCGUGGCUACCAGUAUGUCCUGGAGUCCGACCACCACGGAGGAGAUUACAAGCACUGGAGAGAGUGGGGUUCGCACGCCCAGACCUCCCAGAUCCAAUCCAUCAGGCGUGUCCAGCAGUAGCUCCUCACUCUCCAGUACAACUCUGCAAGGUUUCCAAAGCUCACCGGCUCCCUUUUGGUGCUAAUACUCCCCUCCUGAAAUAACCACCCCUUAUUGUACUGCAACUGCUUAUGGAACAACACUCCCAAAUGGUACCAACCGCCACAAUUGCCAAUAAAUGUGACUGAAAGAUAAA
Messenger RNA from Chaetura pelagica (chimney swift), 823 nucleotides. RefSeq names its product crystallin, beta A1 (gene CRYBA1). Gene Ontology annotation, molecular function: structural constituent of eye lens. Gene Ontology annotation, biological process: visual perception; lens development in camera-type eye. NCBI's taxonomy places the organism in Eukaryota, Metazoa, Chordata, Aves, Apodiformes, Apodidae. The record is from RefSeq and is a predicted model, not a curated record.